Molecule: messenger RNA, 690 nt
Organism: Eruca vesicaria subsp. sativa (arugula)
Lineage: Eukaryota; Viridiplantae; Streptophyta; Magnoliopsida; Brassicales; Brassicaceae
Source: the annotation of a GenBank genome assembly
AUGUUACGAUUAGUUUCGGCUAUGAAGAACAUCAAGAAGACAUAUGGUUUAACCAAGAAGGUAAGCUGGCACGGGGAUCCAUGUGCUCCUCAGUUGUAUCAGUGGGAAGGUGUAAAUUGCAGUUACCCGAACUCCGAGCCAUCGCUGGUCAUAUCCUUGAACUUGAGUGCAAGCGGAUUGAUCGGUACCAUAACAUCUGAAAUAUCCAAGUUAACACAGUUGAAAGAGCUUGAUUUAUCGAGUAAUGAGUUAUCAGGAGAGAUUCCAGCUUUCUUUGCCGAUAUGAAGCUGUUGAAACUCAUAAACUUAAGAGGAAAUCUGAAGCUUAAUCUCACAGUUCCAGAGUCUCUUCAGGAAAGGCUAAACAGCAAAUCUUUAACACUAAUUCUGGGCGAUACCCUGGAUCCCACGACUCUCGGAGGAAAAAUUAAAAAGGUUCCAGUGCUUGCUAUCGCAGUGCCAGUGGCUGGGGUGGUUACGUACCCCGAGGUACUGAGGAUGACUAAUAACUUCGAGAGGGUUCUUGGCAAAGGAGGCUUUGGAACAGUGUAUCAUGGAAACCUGGAUGAUGCUCAAGUAGCUGUUAAAAUGCUCUAUCAUUCAUCAGCUCAAGGUUAUAAAGAAUUCAAGGCAGAGGUUGAGCUUCUUUUAAGAGUUCAUCAUAGACAUUUGGUGGGACUUGUGGGGUAG